AUGGAUUCUUCUGAUCUUAAUGACAUUUCAUCUGUCCGUCUUGCUUCUGGCAUAGAAAUGCAACAAAAGUGGCUUCCAUUAGCCCAAAUACACCAACAACAAAAGAAUGACACACCACCUCAUCUUAUUGAAAUGGCUCCAACAAGGGGAACCCAAGGCACAGUUGUAACAGUUGUUGUACAGUCUUUACCACAUCGAUUUGAACCUGUCAAAUUGGCUUUUAACAGUUUGGUCGUGGACACAAAACAAAUGUACUCACAAGGCAUAACUUCACUAGUUGCUACAGUCCCUCCUUUUGAGCAAACUCUUUCUGCAACCACAAUGGUUCCUAUAUCCGUAUGCAUGCUUGAUAAAGAUUCCGUCACUGAAACCUGGCCCGUGGCUGAAUUCAUUUAUGAUUUUGAAACAAAAAAUUCUUUAAAAGCUUCGAUUGUUACCCCAACCAUAGUGAUAAACGAACCGUCUACAAUGAUGUAUUCCGAAAAGGCUAUUGAAGACCGAUCCAGUACGUAUCACUCUCGAGAAGGCGGUGCUGUGCCAUAUAAAAGCUAUUAUCAUCAAUCUGUGAAUAAUUAUAACGAUUCAAGUAAUCAACAAAUGGCUCAAUUCCCAUAUCCAAUCGAUAAUGUAGAUAUCAGAUGUGCUUAUGAUGACAAUAAAUAUGACGCUUACCGUUUAAACAACAGCUCUACCGUUUCUCAACAACAUGAUACACACUAUAAUAACGACAACAACAACAUUAACGUAUUUAGCCCAAACAGUUCUGAUUAUCCUGGUGUAUUAACUGGAUAUAACCAAACUAAUUCCACUUCGUCUGCACCUAUUUCUGAACAGUCUCUUAUAUAUUCGUCUCACAAAAGCCAACAUCAAAAGGACAAACAGCCAGCUCCGUCUCCUGAAUACAAAUAUGAUAGAUCCGCUACACAUAUCCCCUCUACCUCUGUUGCUAACUAUCAACCAUAUCCUGGGCUUAUUAGUCGUGCGAAUUUGAAAAUUAUGGGCGAUUUAGAAUCCAUGGCAAAAAGUUGGUCGACUGAAGAAUGGGAAAACCGACGAAGAUUAGUUCAAUUUUGGCGGAAACAAAGUGGAAAUGAAAUUUGUUGUACUUUCGAUCCUAUUUUCCAAAGUGAACGUAUUAACACCAAUAGUAACCAUAUUGUCGUCUCUUGUAUAUACUGGGCCGAAAGAAAUGACUGUUAUAUCACAUCUGUUGAUUGUAUUCAUCUUUUAGAAAGUUUGAUGGACACCCGUUUUAGUGUCGAAGAAAAAAAUCGUGUCCGUCGCAAUCUCGAAGGGUUUCGUCCAAUAACUUUGAUUAUGAGUUUUCCUAACCCUAAGCCAAGAAAUAUCGAAAAAGACGUCAAGGUCUUUCCUUGGAAAACAUUACCUUACGCGCUCAAAAAAAUCAUAACGAAAUAUACGGCUUCUUCUUAUGGUACAAGCGGCAAUCAGCCGCAUCGUUGUGCUACGAUCGAUCAUAUAUCUUCUACUAUAAAUAAUACGGCCACUUUCAUGCUGCCAUCAGCAGCUGAAAACAUCCAGCAAGAAAAUGAGCGUCCAUAUCAAAUAGCCCCACUAGUUCGGAAAUAUUCAUCCCCUUAUGCACAACCUGAACCGAAUCAAGUCGCAUCCAGUGCCGCAGUGAACCAUAACGGUAUUAGCAAAAAUCUAUCUGAAUCUAUAACUACUACUUCUACAGUAGUUGCAUUAGACCCAAAUCCACUUUCCAAUAUCAAUAGCUUCAAAAAUGAGCACCCAAGUUAA
Mucor mucedo is the source of this 1764-nucleotide messenger RNA. RefSeq lists its product as uncharacterized. The coding region runs from base 1 to 1764 and encodes 587 amino acids. The transcript has 6 exons. Gene Ontology annotation, cellular component: nucleus. The record is from RefSeq and is a predicted model, not a curated record. Lineage: Eukaryota; Fungi; Mucoromycota; Mucoromycetes; Mucorales; Mucoraceae.